AAAAAAAGAAGAAAGAACUUUUUUAAACAACGUCGACCCACUUUGGCGAUGGGAUCGUGUAAUUAGUGUGGCUCCUUCUUGGACAUGGAUAAUUCAUGAUGCGCAAAAUCGAAAGUUAGUCGAGCACAGCUCGCAAUGCCAACAACAUUGUGAGUGGCCAAAAGCAAAAUCAAUAAAGGCAGGUCGCAAAGUUCUCGACUCUCGACUGGGGCCAAUGCCAAGCAACCACUAAAUAUCAAAAAACAGAGCUAAGAAAUAAGGUAGCCAUGACAACGCGACUCAAUAAACAAAUGUACACCACCAACUGCAGUUGGCUACUGACAGUUGCUGCACGAGCACCACACACAGGACAAACAGGAAAAAGGACUCUGCCUGCCAGGACUAAACGAGGACUCACUGGAGAGAGAGUGUGCCAUAAAAGUUGCCGCCACACUUGGAGAGAUGUUUCCACAGGCCGAGCUGGAGAACUACAAGCUGCAGGUGGAGCUGCUGCAGGAGAAAUUGCAACGCAGCGAGGACAAUCGCCAGCAGCUGGAGCACAAGCUGGAUAAAGUCUUACAAAAGCGCAGCGAGUUUGAUAAGUGCGUGCGGCAGAAGAGCAGACAGAAGUACCAAGAAUUUCUGGAGGAGCAGGCGAAACGCAAUGAGCGCAACAAAAAGCUAGUUCAGAUGCUCGAGCGCAUUGAUGAGCAGACGGCAGCGAUGUCGCAGCGCAGCGAGCGACUCAAAAUGAUGAAGUUGCAAUACCAAAUGUACUUUGCUAAAUUGGUGCAGCAUCAAACGCUGCGCAGCAUUCAACAGACAACAGCAAUGCCAGUUAUGCUGCAACCACAAGCAACAGCAAUAUCGAAUCCAACAGCAACAACUGCUGCUGCUGCUGUUGGAGUUGCGACUUCGCCUGGUCAAUUGCUAAAUCCAAAUCCUACGCAGCAGCAAUGGGCGUACCCAGCACAGCCUGGCAUGUUAUUAGCGCCACAGUUUACGCCUCAGCCAAUGUAUAUGCCGAUGCCAGUGCCAGAUCUUUAUGGUGGCAUGAGUUUGGGCGGUGGCCAGGCAUUGGGCACAUCCAAUCUGUUCGAUCUGCGCGCCACGUUGCGUGCUCUGGACAAUGAGAAUGCCGAUUUGCCGGAGCGCAUGACACGCUCAGCAGCAGCAGCAGCAGGUGAAUAUCAAGGAGACAGAGGAGCAACACCAGCAACAUCAUCCACAACGACGACGCCUUGCUCGCCGACAAGAGACAAAAGCGUCGCCAGAGAGCUGAGUAGCACAUCGUCAACAUCGCUGGCAACAUCCUCGUUGACAUUUGAUAAAUUGCCAAAGACGGCAACGCUGACUGAGUUGACUGAGACGCCAGCAGCAGCAGCAGCAGCAGCAGCAUCAUCGGUAGUUGCAGCUGUUGCCGAUGACGUUGGGCGACCACAAAUGGCAGGGCUACGCAGGGGCAGCCAACAACAGCAGCAGCAAAUGGAGCAACAUCAGGAUGCUUGGCCAAAUUCACGCGUGACUAAAGUCGAGCAUGAAAAAUCGCCAAGUGUCGCUGGCCAUAAUGAGCCGGGCCAACAACAACAGCAGCAACACAAUUUCGAAGCAUACUUUGGUGAGCUGAAAAUCGAUGAGCCCUGGCAGCAGCUACCAUCCACAACAGCAGCAACAACGAGACCGAGAGAAGACAAACUGGAGCUGAACGUGCGUGCAACUGGCAACGGAGGUGGCAAUGGGAACGGAGUUGGAUUGGUUGGUGGCAUCAGCAACGAUUUGCUAGACGAAGUCAAAGCCAGCCGUGCAGCUCUGCAGAAGGCAGCGGCUGCGGUUGAUGAGCAGCUCGCAAGAGGUAAUCAAUUGUCGCCAACGGCAACGAGUAACAUCAGCAACACCAACAACAACAGCAACAUCGGCAAUGAGGCAGCUGCUAAGCCCAGAGUGUCGAUUGAGAAUAUUGAAAAUGCCAUUUACGGGGAACGUUUGACAGGCUCAGCCACAGCCACAACAACAGCAGCAGCUACAGCAGCAGCAGCAACAGCAGCAGCGACAGCAGCAGCAACUUCGGCAGCAGCAGCAGUCGUGGCAACACCAACGCUGGGAUUAUUCGAGAAUGCAGAGCAAGAGUUGGAUGUGAACAACACAACACACGAUGCGGCUCAGAUCGAUUACGGACAGUAUGAUGCCAUUAGUUAUGGAGAGACAGGUGAGCCCAGCUACGCCAGCAUCGAACAGCAGCAGCAGCAGCAACAGUUGCCGGCGAGCGGAGCCGGAGAGCCGCUUUACAGUGAAAUCGGAAAUCCCACAGACUAUCAGCCAUAUGCAGCGGAUGCAGCGAACGGAGCAGCAGCAACAGUUCAGGAGUUGAGCCCAGCAGAUGGAGCUGGAGCUGGAGGAGGAGGAGCAGCAGCAACUGCUGGAGGGGAAGCGGAGACGCAGCAGCAACAGGAGUACUCCAAUAUGGAUUACAGCAACUACGAUGCGGCGCAGUAUGCAGCUGGCUAUGAUCCCAAUGCCUAUCCGGGCUACAUAUACGACGAGACAACCGGUCAGUAUAUAGCCGAUCCCAAUGCUGCGCAGUAUGCCCCAGAUGGCAGCUAUGCCACACAGGACUAUGAUGCCGGCACAGCCAACUAUGAUUACUAUGGCGAGCAGCCACAACAGGAGCAACAGGAACAACAGCAGCAGGAACAACAACAGCAGCAGGAAGUCGCGUAUCCAAUGUCCGAGAAUAACAGCGAGGGAGGCGAGUUGCUGUUGCCACAGGAAGUGGAGCAGGCAGCAACCACCGCCACAGCGACCCCUGCUGAUGGCGUUGAUGCAAAAAGCGAAGCUACUCCCGCACCUCCAGCAUCGAAACCUGUCAAACCCACAUCGAUUCUUGCGACGACAGACAAACAAGCGGCGCCUAAUGAUGCGCAUCAGCAGCAGUCACAGCAGCAACCACAGCACCAGCAACAGCAGCAGCAGCAGCCAAAGAAGAAGAAGCGCGUUAAUUUCGUUGACAGCAGCGAAACGGAUGACAGCUCAAGCGCGAAACCAGUCCAGCAGGAGACGACAACGACAAACUCCAACAGCAACAGCAACCAUCCACAAGCUGCAACAGCAACAACUUCUCAUCCUCCGGGUGGCAGCGAGAGUGACUUCGAUUUUUCAACGGGCAGCGAGGCGAAGAAUUAGAACAAGCUGCAAAACACUUGAGCUCUAAUUUGCUGCCAUUUGGGUUAACCAAAUCGUUUUCAACAAUCCACUGACCAUUCACUGUGACCGCAUUCAAUUUAUGGCCACUGCAUUUCCUUUCCCUAAUUCAAUGCGCAAUUCGCUAUUUUGUGUGUGCAUAACAUAUUCAAGCGCAACUUAUUAAAUUGUCAACUGUUGAACUCGAAUUGCGAAUUGAGAGACAGUUUCAUCAAAUAAAGCAAAACUUGGUAUUAAAUAGAAUUUAAUUUAGACGCUUUGUUUAAUGCACUGAAAUUGCUACUAAAAAAAGAAACUAAUAAAAUAUUGCAAGUAAGCAAAUGUAUUUGUGAAAUUUACAAAAUACAAAAUGUGGAAACUCUGUAAGACAAAACUUUUAAAAUAUGUAUGAAUAAUAUAAUGAUUAACAAAAACUGAAAAAUUGAAAUGGAAAUGUAGAAACUCUGUAAGACAAAACUUUAAGAAUGUGU
This is a messenger RNA of Drosophila nasuta, 3647 nucleotides long. Its product is annotated as AF4/FMR2 family member lilli. Gene Ontology annotation, cellular component: mediator complex. The record is from RefSeq and is a predicted model, not a curated record. The transcript has 5 exons. NCBI's taxonomy places the organism in Eukaryota, Metazoa, Arthropoda, Insecta, Diptera, Drosophilidae. Bases 442 to 3159 code for a protein of 905 amino acids. Gene Ontology annotation, biological process: positive regulation of transcription by RNA polymerase II. Gene Ontology annotation, molecular function: transcription coactivator activity; transcription factor binding.